CGCUAUCUGCACAGGUGAACGGACAAUCACUACUCGUUCCUGCCCGACUCACUGUGUUGUGUACACCAAACAGUGACGUGAUAAACCAAUCGAUAACGUAAUACACCAAUUACUGACGAAAUACACCAAUCAAAGACGAGACACAACAAGUACUGACGUGGUAACCAAUCAGUAAUACUACUAGUGUCGUGAUACGCAAACAACAAUGGCAUCAGGGAAAGUCGGGCUGGCGUUAUUAGGACUUGGUCGGAUUGGACAGGUACAUCUGAAGAUUAUUCUUUCAAGUCAACGCACUGAUUUGUUGUGGGUGGUGGAAGAAAAUAUGGAACUGGCCGAAAAGGUAUUGAAAGAGAAUGGACUAUUGGGAAAACUCAGAAUAGUUCCGAACAACAAGUUUGAUGACAUCUUACUGGACCCCUUAGUACAAGGAGUGUAUGUGUGUUCCCCGACAGACACACAUACAGCUCUCGUCAGGAAGGCACUGGCCGCACGGAAAGCCGUUUUCUGCGAAAAGCCGCUCUCAGAAAAAUUGGCGGAUAUUGAAGCUUGCUACGAUGACGCCGAAAAAUUCGGAGCUACAUUGUUCUGUGCAUUUAACAGACAUUUUGACUUCGGUAUCCGGAGUAUGUAUGAGAAGGCUCGGUCGGGGGGUUUAGGUAAGAUAUACAUGGUGAAAACGACGUUCCACGACACUCCACUGUGGAUGGGGGCACCUACUUUUACCCAGACGUUUCUCAUCCACGACGUCGACCUGUUGUGCUGGUUUGCAGAUUCUCUUCCCGACACGGUCGUAGUUCAAGCUACUGCUAACAUUAAGGAAGUGGCGGAUCAAUCUGAUGUUGACACCGUUGGUGUUUUGAUGAGGUUCCCUUGCGGUAUGCUUGGUAUCCUGGACUUCUGUAAAUAUUCCCCCUACGGCUACGACGUCAGACUAGAGGUCUCCGGGUCGAAAGGAAUGGAGGUAACUGAUGCCAAACCCAUUUCGUUUGUGAAGACCUUGAUACCAGGUGUUCAAUGUCAGGAGCAGAUACAUUCGUCAUUUCCAGAUAGGUUUCAUCAGGCUUACGCAUCCGAACAGGAACAUUUCCUGGACGUUAUCGAAGGGAAGGCGGAGUUAGAGGUGAAGCGAGUCUUUUCCGAGAGGGCAGCCAAAGUAAUAGACGCUUUGAAGGAGUCGUACAGAACUGGACAAGUAGUUUCCCUCAAGAAAUAAACAAUAAAUAUAUUACAGUCACCAAAACAAGUUUCAGUUACAUUCUCACGACUCUUUGUAGUCACAAUGUCAUAAAAUAUUAUUACCAAGAUUUUGUUAUUUCAAAAAGAGAUAAAUAUAUACCAUUUUUUUAAAUAAACAAUUCUAAAGAACGUAUGUACCAUUGACUAUCAAACUUCUUUUAUACAUUUUGUAGCUCUCGUGUAAUAUAUAUAUGUGCCGUUUGUCUUAGAUGAAGCAGAAAACCGAUAUAAGCGAAACACAUGACCCUUAUUCUCCCUGUAAAAAUGAUACUCAUGUAAAAAAGAAUGUAAAAAAUAUACGUGUCUCAACGGAAUUAUGAUGUUUGUCCGUCUGUCCUUUAACUUGUCCGAACAGUUAAAGUUCUUCCUCAGGUUUCGCCUAAUUUCCUUGAAAGAACCAACAUAGAAUACAACCAUCUUCUUUCGGAAACAUGUUGAUCUUAUAUUCAUAAACAGAGCUUUCAUCAUUUAUAAUCUUAAACAAGAGCUAGAACCAUGAUUAAUAGCAAUAUAUUAUAAUAAAAGACAACGCUCUAAAUUUU
Mizuhopecten yessoensis (Yesso scallop) is the source of this 1778-nucleotide messenger RNA. RefSeq names its product inositol 2-dehydrogenase-like. Gene Ontology annotation, biological process: NADPH regeneration. The record is from RefSeq and is a predicted model, not a curated record. Bases 206 to 1213 code for a protein of 335 amino acids. Gene Ontology annotation, molecular function: nucleotide binding; oxidoreductase activity. Lineage: Eukaryota; Metazoa; Mollusca; Bivalvia; Pectinida; Pectinidae. Gene Ontology annotation, cellular component: cytoplasm. The transcript is spliced from 8 exons.